Molecule: messenger RNA, 332 nt
Organism: Telopea speciosissima
Lineage: Eukaryota; Viridiplantae; Streptophyta; Magnoliopsida; Proteales; Proteaceae
Exons: 3
Coding region: 43-279 (78 amino acids)
Source: RefSeq, a predicted model, not a curated record
GGAGAGAAGAGAAAAGGAAAGGAGGAAAGAGGAGAGGAUAGAAUGUCCGGAGCGCAAGGUUCCCAACCCAAAGAGUCGCUGACUGCGACGACAUACGAAUCGGCGGAAGGAGGUGAGAACAAGACGAGGACUGAUCCCCGAUCCACCGAGGAUGUCGGAGGAAUUCAGGUAGAGAAGCUUCAAGACAAGGUCAAAGACGCUGCCGGCAAAGGUGGGCCUGUCUUUGAUGCUGGUAAAGAUGAAAACAAACAAGACCUCGGUGUCACUGGCACCAGUUAGCCACAUAGCCUGCCUGCCUUCUAAAUCUUGAACUAAGUUGUAGCCUUGUGGGG